Molecule: messenger RNA, 689 nt
Organism: Musa acuminata AAA Group (dessert banana)
Lineage: Eukaryota; Viridiplantae; Streptophyta; Magnoliopsida; Zingiberales; Musaceae
Product: cytochrome b5-like
Exons: 3
Coding region: 116-514 (132 amino acids)
Cellular component (GO): intracellular membrane-bounded organelle; membrane
Molecular function (GO): heme binding
Source: RefSeq, a predicted model, not a curated record
GAUGACGUGAGGUUCUAAAUCACUAUGAUUGCCAUGAUCAUUUAAAGCUUGUUCUUAUUUGUCCUCCUCUCCGCUAUAAGUAGUCGCCAAAAUCCGUCAUUGGAGCGAGGAGACGAUGGCCGGCUCCAAAAUCUACCGUUUCGAUGAGGUGGCCAAGCACGAUGAUGCCGAGGAUUGCUGGCUCAUCGUCUCCGGAAAGGUCUACGAUGUCUCCUCGUACAUGGCCGAGCAUCCCGGUGGUCGCGACGUGUUGCUGUCGGCGACCGGAAAGGAUGCAACGGUUGAAUUUGAUAAUGUCGGUCACAGUUCGUCCGGCAGGGAGCUGAUGGACAACUACUGCGUCGGGACGAUCGAUUCCUCGACUCUUCCAAAGGAUGGUGACCGUGUGAAGCCUCAGCAAGCACCCGAAGGCACUGCAGAUAGGACUCCGGAGUUUGCGAUGAGAAUAUUACAGUUCAUUGCGCCCGUGAUGAUUCUUGGCUUCGCCUUUGUCGUCCGACAUUUUACCAAGUAGAUUACGCAGAUCUAAGAAUGCGGAAGAUAUAGCCUUGCAAGCACUGUUUCUCUGUUUCCGAUGUAAUAUUCUUGUGUUUGAAAGUAGAAAUCUGUGUAGAAAUGCUAUGAAUUGAUGAUCAAAAUUGACCAUAUCAACAUUAAACUUGUAAUCUGUGUAGAAUACACUGCAAACC